Culex pipiens pallens (northern house mosquito) is the source of this 1527-nucleotide messenger RNA. RefSeq lists its product as uncharacterized. Gene Ontology annotation, molecular function: catalytic activity. The transcript has a single exon. The coding region runs from base 1 to 1527 and encodes 508 amino acids. The record is from RefSeq and is a predicted model, not a curated record. Lineage: Eukaryota; Metazoa; Arthropoda; Insecta; Diptera; Culicidae.
AUGCCUGUCCCACACAACCACACUAACACGAACAUCCCAGGAGCCGUGCUAAAUGCUGCUCUUCUCCCUGGUAAGCUCAACAUCUGCCACGGGAAUGCCCAAAGUCUGUGCGCGAGGAAAAACUCUAAGUUGGAAGAAGUUCGAGCUGCCCUGUCGAGCCACAAAGUUGACAUCGCGUGCUUUACUGAGUCUUGGUUGACUGCCUCAAGGAAUAACCGCAGCAUCGGCGUCCAAGGAUACUCCGUCGUGCGUAACGAUAGGGUGUACAAGCGAGGCGGUGGUAUCGCUGUUUACUACAGGGAUAGUAUGUCGUGCACUAAGAUCUUCAACACCGAACUAACCCCCGAGUCCGCCGAUAAAACCGAGUGUCUAGCCUUAGAAUUUCGUCUGAACGGAUUCAAAGUUCUGCUGGUAGUCGUCUACAACCCUCCUGACAAUAACUGUGCACCUUUUCUCGAGGAAAAGCUGACUAGUCUCACUUUGCGCUACGAGUCCGUCUUUCUGGUUGGCGAUUUUAACACGGACUUGCUUCAAGCGAGCAAUAAGCGUACGCAGCUCCUCUCAGCAUUCGAAAGUUUUUCACUCGUUCCUUACGGCUGCGAGCCGACGUAUUACCACGAUACUGGAUGCUCCCAACUGGAUCUGUUAGUGACCAACGACAGUGACAAAAUCCUACGUUUCGGUCAAGUCGACUUUCCGGGAUUGUCGCAGCAUGACCUGAUCUACGUAUCUCUGGACUUUGACGCUACGCAACCUGUCACGGUGAACACCUAUCGUGACUACGUGCAUUUUGAUGCUGAUGCCCUGAAGUUCGCAACGGUCAGUAUUCCAUGGAGAAACUUCUACGCAAUCUUGGACCCCAACCACUCCUUGGAGUUCUUCACGGAGCGACUCAAAAUCGUGCACGACACCUGUUUUCCGCUUCGGACGAGCUCUCGGCGCAAUGCACCGAAUAGAUGGUUUACAGCUGAUGUUCAACGAGCAAUUCUAGAACGAGACCUGGCGUACAAGGAUUGGCGAACUGCUGCGUCGGACGUAAAGGACCUGAAGCGACGUACGUACAAAACGCUGCGAAAUCGUGCGAACUCAGUCAUUGAACGGGCGAAAAAGACGUUUCUCGGUGGUUACCUGGACGCAAAUAUCCCAUCAAAGCUGCUCUGGACUCGCGUGAAGAGCCUUGGAGUUGGAAAAGACAAAUCAUCUCAACCAUGUGACCACGAUCCGGAUGAAGUAAAUCGUAUGUUUCUCUCGAGCUUCACACCAGCUGAAACUAGGAACGAUCAACACGCAAGAAUACUGCCAUCUCAAUACAAUUUCUCGUUCCGCAACGUUCACUACUGGGAGGUCGUUAACGCCAUCUGUGAAGUGAAGUCGAACGCCGUAGGGAUGGACGGUUUGCCAAUCAGGUUUCUGAAAAUCGUGCUGCCACUAGUAAUCCAACAAAUAACCCACAUGUUUAACCUGUUCAUCAAUACAUCUACCUUUCCCAACCUUUGGAAGCAUGCUAAGGUUCUGCCCCUAAAGUGA